UGGUCCACAAGCGCAAGGCGGAGGAGGAGUUGCCUGAGUCAGGGCGGCCGCCAGUCAAGCAGCGGUUGGAUUCAGCGGCCAGUCUUCCAUAUCCAAGUCUUUCCAGUUCACCUUCGAAGGUCCCUGCUAUCCAACGGCCAAGCCCAAUACUGACGUUUUCGUACAACUCUGACCAUGUUCUGGAAUUCAACGACUCAGCACUACGCUACUACGUCGAGCCUCCGCGCGGCGCGGAUCUUGGUUUUCACUAUGAAAAAUGGAUCAAGCGACCAGAGGAACGUGGCCGAAUCGACGGUCUGUUAGCUGCGUGGUCGAGGUUCAAGAAAACUUUGCAUGCCUCAAGUCCGUCACCGUCCGUAGUCAAUGUGCCCGACGUCAACGUGAUGUGUUGGAGAGGUAUCAUGACCAAGAUAUUGGCGGCCCCUUAUGAAGAGAGAGAUGGCUGGGACCUCAAUGUCAUGCUCGUGAAGGGUACCCUUUACUUUGAAGAACACUUGUCAGACGCGAAACUCGAGGAAAAGAAUGCGAUGACGCCCCGUCAGCGACUUCAGUCGUACUACGGGUAUGCGUUUGAGUCCUACUGUACUACACCACAACCAGACUCCCAGGGUGCUCCUGGUUGGGGUGGCGAUGUGAACACCAAUGUUCAAUGGUGUAGCGUCGUCAAGACGAAGCUCGCGGACCGCAGAGUCAUCAUCGGGGGAGAGGUAGACUGCGUUCGUGGGACUUACUCUGGAAAAACCGACAAUUACGUUGAGCUCAAGACAUCGUUAUCCAUACGAAAUGCUUCAGAUGAAGCCAGAUUCGAAAAAAAGUUGCUUAAGUUUUACUUGCAAUCAUUCCUUCUUGGUGUGCCGGAAAUUAUCGUUGGUUUCCGCACGCCGUCUGGACGUCUGACAACCGUGCAAUUGCUGAGAACGGUGGAGAUACCGAGACUCGUUCGUGGGAAGCCCGGUGCAUGGGAUCCGAGUAUCUGUUUGGAAUGGGGCGACCGGUUCCUUACUUUCUUGCAGGCAAAAGUGGAAUCUGAGUCUGGAAGACAAGUAUGGCGUGUGUCCUUUAAACCGAGAGUGGGGAUCACGGCAGUGAUGCUUAAUGAAGCGGAGGUAGCGGAGGUCGUGAAUGGAGAAGAGCGCGUGGGGUUCCUUCCUCGAUGGUACUGGGAUGAAUUGAUGGCAGUACACCACGACUCCGGGGCUCAAAGUCGAGUGGAUGAUACCUCCACGACGCGGUCUAACACCGAGUCGACGGGUCUCCCAUCUGGCUGGUGCAUUUGACUUAGCGCCUAGUCAUGUGAUGGUUCCUUUGUCAUCAUUCAUCUGACAGGAACGACUUCCGGCGUCUCUGCUAGCCUGGUGCUUCCCAGCUACUUAAUAUGAUGCCGUCCGAAUGAACUCCGAGCUGUCUAUUCCUGGGACAUCGUCAUCCGAUUUGGCCAGCUCUCGCGAGGAGGCUCCACCGGGCUCGGUUCCUGUUUCACAUGUCCAUACCUCCUUGCGGCACUAAUCGACGAUAUGACGCAUAUGUAGUUAUGUACUACGUGGGUG
Molecule: messenger RNA, 1547 nt
Organism: Pisolithus orientalis
Lineage: Eukaryota; Fungi; Basidiomycota; Agaricomycetes; Boletales; Pisolithaceae
Product: RAI1 like PD-XK nuclease-domain-containing protein
Exons: 6
Coding region: 384-1277 (297 amino acids)
Biological process (GO): NAD-cap decapping; nuclear-transcribed mRNA catabolic process
Cellular component (GO): cytosol; nucleus
Molecular function (GO): mRNA 5'-diphosphatase activity
Source: RefSeq, a predicted model, not a curated record